AUGGUGAAGGUGAUGUGGGUUUCCGUGAUAGCUUUUGCGGCGGCGAUUCUCCUAGUGACGGUGGCCAAAAUCCCGGUGGCGGAAGGAGUGAAUUGCUCGCCGACAGAGCUGACUCCAUGUGCGGGGGCGAUGAUGUCAUCUUCACCGCCGUCAGCUACCUGCUGCGCGAAGCUGAGAGAGCAGACGCCAUGUUUUUGUGGGUACAUGAGGAACCCUAGCCUCCGACCGUACGUUAGCUCCCCAAACGCGAAGAAAGUCGCCACCAGUUGCAAGAUUGCUUCCCCAAGCUGUUAA
Messenger RNA from Microthlaspi erraticum, 294 nucleotides. The record is from the annotation of a GenBank genome assembly. NCBI's taxonomy places the organism in Eukaryota, Viridiplantae, Streptophyta, Magnoliopsida, Brassicales, Brassicaceae.